AUGACUCUACGUGCAGUAGAGCAGAAGGCAGCAAAGGCAAGGGCACGGAAAUCACUACAGAAAGGAGGGCAGUUAUAUGCAUCAGAUGCACGGAAAAUGCGGGAAGAGAAGGAAGCAAAGUUGCAAGCAAAAGCAGACGCAAGAGCAGCAAGGGAAUCGGACCAAGUAGUAAAGCAGCUACAAGUGCAAGCACGUAAAAUCGAAAUUGAAGAGCGUAAGGUUGAGAGGAAGCGGGUAGCAGAGCGGAAGCGGGUAGCAGAGCGGAAGAAGGAAGGGUUGAAAUUGUUACGAUAUCAAGUGCGCCUUGCAGCUCGAGUGGGGGUUCAGGGGUGUGGGGAGCUUUCCGGGGUUGGAGCGAAGUUUUCAGUUGUGGAGUGA
Molecule: messenger RNA, 378 nt
Organism: Pseudogymnoascus destructans
Lineage: Eukaryota; Fungi; Ascomycota; Leotiomycetes; Thelebolales; Thelebolaceae
Exons: 1
Coding region: 1-378 (125 amino acids)
Source: RefSeq, a predicted model, not a curated record